Triticum urartu is the source of this 3681-nucleotide messenger RNA. Its product is annotated as pentatricopeptide (PPR) repeat-containing protein. Gene Ontology annotation, molecular function: protein binding. The record is from RefSeq and is a predicted model, not a curated record. NCBI's taxonomy places the organism in Eukaryota, Viridiplantae, Streptophyta, Magnoliopsida, Poales, Poaceae.
CCGGCUAAGGGAUCGGGCAUAGGCGGCGGCAGGCGUGUGUGUUCCUCUGUAUCGAGCUGCGCUCGCGAUCCUCUUCUUCCCCUUCCCCAAGUUGUACUCGAAUCAGGUCUGUAAUCGCCAUAGAUCGAAGAGGGAGAACCAGAGAGUGCCUCACAGACGGAGAAGAAAUGUCUCGCUUCCUCCUGCGCCGCUUCCUCUGCUCCUCUUCCUCCACCACUCCCGCAGCUGGCGCAGGUUUCAUCCGCGAGCUCGCCACCCUCCUCGCCGCUGGCCGCUUCUACGCCUCCGUCGACCUGGCGAAAUCACUCCUCCUCUCCUCCCAGCCACCAGCCACCUCCGUCCCCGACCUCUAUCACGCUCUUGUCUCCACCGCUGCCGCCUCCCUAUUCGACCCGCAUCCCCCAUCCUUCCUCUCCGACGCCGCCUCCGCGCUCGUCGUUGCCUCCGCUCGGCUUGGCCUCCCCGACGGCGCACUCCGGCUACUUUCCCUCCUCGCCGACGCCCGCGCAACUCUGCCGUCCCUAUCCUCCUGCAACCUUCUCCUUGAGUCCCUCCUCUCCCUCGGCCGCCACGCCGACGUGCGCCGGGCGUUCGACCUCCUAAAUGCCGCCGGGGCACGCCCCGACACCUUCACAUGGAACAAGGCCAUCCAGGCGUGCGUCGUGGCAGGUGAUGUCGACGAGGCUGUCCGGAUGCUUCGUCGGAUGGAUUGUGAAGGCCACGGCGCCCCAGCGCCCAACGCCUUCUCAUACAAUGUGGUCAUCGCUGGACUGUGGAGAGCAGGAAGGGGUAGUGACGCUGUCGAGGUGUUUGAUGAAAUGGGAGAGAGGGCUGUGUUGCCAAGUCAUAUCACGUACAAUACGAUGAUUGAUGGACACAUCAAGAUAGGGGACUUGGAGGCUGGUUUUAGGCUGCGGGAUCAGAUGUUGCAUCAUGGCCUGAAGCCGAAUAUGAUCACUUACAAUGUGCUGUUGUCAGGGCUGUGCCGUGCUGGCAGGAUAGGCGAGACGGCCACAGUGUUGCAUGAAAUGAUGUCACGAAAGAUGGUGCCGGACUGUUUCACAUAUAGCAUUCUGUUCGAUGGUUAUUCCAGAGUUGGAGACUCGCAGGCAAUGCUUUCCUUGUUUGAGGAGUCUGUGAAGAAGGGUGUGAAGAUUGGGGCUUAUACUUUUAGUAUUUUGCUGAAUGGUCUUUGCAACGAUGGCAAAAUUUCAAAGGCAGAAGAGGUACUGCAGACGUUUGUAAAUGCAGGACAACUCCCAACAAGGGUUAUCUACAACACUCUUAUCAAUGGGUAUUGUCAGAUUGGAGAGCUUGAAGGGGCCUUCUCAACCUUUCAGCAGAUGAAAUCACGCCUUGUUAGUCCAGAUCACAUCACCUAUAAUGCACUAAUAAACGGUUUGGGUAAGGCUGAAAGGAUCACAGAAGCACAUGCUUUGGUCACAGAGAUGGAGAAGAAUGGAGUGAGUCCUAGUGUGGAAACUUUCAAUACGCUUAUUGAUGCAUAUGGAAGGGAUGGGCAGCUUGAAAAAUGUUUCGUUCUACUUUCUGAUAUGCGAGAGAAGGGGCUAAAGCCAAAUGUUGUCUCCUAUGGUUCAAUUGUCAAUGCCUUUUGCAAGAAUGGGAAAAUCCCGGAAGCAGUAGCUAUUUUGGAUGAUAUGUUCCAUAAAGAUGUUUUACCAGGUGCACAGGUGUACAAUGCGAUCAUAGAUGCAUAUAUAGACUGUGAUGCCACUGAACAGGCUUUUACUCUAGCUGAAAAGAUGAAGACUAGUGGGGUACCUCCAAGUAUAGUUACAUGCAAUUUGCUGAUAAAAGGCCUUUGCAAGCAGUCUCGGAUAUCUGAAGCAGAGGAACUAAUUCACAGCUUAAGAAAUCAUGGAUUAACUCCUGAUGUUGUCGGCUAUAAUACUCUAAUAUCAGCAUGCUGCUACAGGAGCAACACUGAUAGAGCUUUGGAGCUUCAGAAAGAAAUGUGCAAGUGUGGCAUCAAACCUUCAUCGGGAACAUAUCGUAUUCUUCUGAGUGCAUUGGGUGGUGCAAGAAGAAUACAUGAGAUGGAAAAUCUGUAUAAAGAAAUGUUGGACAAGGAUGUUGUUCCUUGCAGUCGCAUUUAUGAUAUCAUGGUUGAGGCCUAUGUGAAAUGUGGGGAUGAAUCUAAGGUAGAAGCUCUGAGGAAGGAUUUCUCGGAAAAAGGGACAUCAAUUGAUUAUGACACAUCCGUGACUUAGUUGAAUCUUCAGAAUGAAUAGCCAUUGAUUACACAUACAACGUCAACAGGCUGUUGCAGUUUCUCCGACUGCGAAAUCAUUAGCUGCCUAUCCCAGGUCUCCUUUCCAACUGAGAACUCCGAAGAUUGUGAAUGCUCCGAAUGGGGAGGUAAAAUCACCACCAGAUGUAACCCCCAUCUCACUGAAUCUCAAAGAACUUGAGGCUGAGGAGAAGCCUCAAAAAUCACUUAACGAGAAGCAACAGGAAAGCCAAGACCUGCUAAUCAAGUGUGUAUCACAAGAUUUGGGAUUCCCAGUGGUAGGGCUAUUGCAGCUUGCAUUAUAUAGAGGUGUCUUCUGCAUUGGAGAUCAUUUGAAGUUGAAAGAACUGGUGUUUUUGACCGUGUUAUUCAAACGAUAGGCUCUGCUAUAGAGGUCCAGGACAAUAACGACAAGUUAGCGUAUUGGCUCUCCUAUUCAUCCACAUUACUCCUACUUCUACAACGGACACUGAAAACAACUGGAGCAGCUGGACUCACUCCUGAGGCGAAGGUCAACUGCUACAUCUUUUGGGAGGGUUUUUUCGGGAAUUCGAGCUUCACCACAAAGUGCUGCGCGACCUUUUCAUGGUAGCCGCUUGAUUGGACAACUAGGUGAUCUUUGUCAAGUUGGAGCCAAGUAUCCUGCUCUGCUUUUCAACCAACAGCUUACAGCUUUCCUCGAGAAGAUAUAUGGAAUGAUUAGAGACAAUCUGAAGAAAGAGAUAUCUCCAUUGCUUGGUCUUUGCAUCCAGCACCAAGAACAUCUCGUGCAAGUUUCAUAAAAGGAUCUCGUUCUCAAGCAAAUGCCUUGGCCCAACAAACUCUGAUCGCACAUUGGCAGAGUAUUGUGAAAAUAUUAACAAACUACCUGAAUGUUUUGAAAGUCAAUUAUGUCCCUUCAUUUUUAAUCAGCAAGGUGUUCUGUUCACUCAGAUAUUUUCGUUUAUUAAUGUCCAGCUGUUCAAUAGUCUGCUUCUCCGACGUGAGUGCUGUUCAUUUAGCAAGGAGAAUAUGUCAAAGCUGGAUUGGCUGAGUUAGAGCAGUGGUGCAUUUAUGCCACUGAAGAGUAUGCAGGUUCUUCCUGGGAAGAGCUGAAGCAUAUUAGGCAGGCCGUUGGAUUCCUUGUAAUUCAUCAAAAGCCUAAGAAAACAAUGAAAGAAAUCACCAACGAUUUGUGCCCUGUCCUUAGCAUACAACAGCUAGCUCGAACCAGUACAAUGUAUUGGGAUGACAAAUAUGGCACCCACACUGUUUCAUCAGAGUGAACCAAAUUGGUUGUAGGUCAUCUCAAGUAUGAGAAUAAUGAUGACAGAAGACUCGAACAAUGCAGUGAGCAGUUCUUUCUUGUUGGAUGAUGAUUCAAGCAUUCCAUUUUCGGUGGAUGACAUCUCAAAGUCAAUGACAGAAAUCGAGGUAACGGACGUUGAUAU